GCGGGCCCGGCUGGGCCCGGCGGCGCCGCCAUGUACGCGGGGCUGCAGGAGCUGGGGGUGGCCAACGGCGAGGACCUCAAGGAGACGCUGACCAACUGCACGGAGCCGCUGAAGGCCAUCGAGCAGUUCCAGACGGAAAAUGGAGUCCUGCUGCCCUCCCUGCAGUCGGCCCUGCCCUUCCUGGACCUGCACGGCACCCCCAGACUCGAGUUUCACCAGUCGGUGUUCGAUGAGCUGAGGGAGAAGCUGCUGGAGAGGGUCUCGGCCAUUGCUUUGGAAGGGAAAGUUGAGGAAAGAUACAAGAAGCUGGAAGAUCUCCUAGAGAAGAGUUUUUCCCUGGUCAAGAUGCCUUCCAUACAGCCUGUAGUAAUGUGUGUCAUGAAGCAUUUGCCCAAGGUCCCUGAAAAGAAGCUGAAGUUAGUAAUGGCAGACAAGGAUUUGUAUAAAGCAUGUGCCGUGGAGGUAAAACGCCAGAUCUGGCAGGAUAACCAAGCCCUCUUUGGUGAUGAAGUAUCUCCGCUGCUGAAGCAAUACAUUCUGGAGAAAGAAAAUAUUCUCUUCAGCAAUGAUAUUUCUGUCUUGCACAACUUUUUCAGCCCAUCUCCCAAAACAAGACGUCAAGGAGAGGUGGUUCAGAAGCUGACCCAGAUGAUUGGGAAGAAUGUGAAGCUCUACGAUAUGGUGUUACAGUUUCUGAGAACUUUGUUCCUUCGGACAAGGAAUGUUCAUUACUGCACACUAAGAGCAGAGCUCCUGAUGUCGCUGCAUGACCUGGAUAUCAGUGAAAUCUGCACCGUUGACCCAUGUCAUAAGUUCACCUGGUGCCUUGAUGCCUGCAUUCGUGAGAAGUUUGUGGACAACAAGAGAGCUCGUGAGUUGCAAGGGUUUCUGGACGGAGUGAAGAAAGGACAGGAACAAGUAUUGGGGGACUUAUCUAUGAUCUUGUGUGAUCCCUUUGCCAUUAACACCUUAGCCUUGAGUACCAUAAGGCACCUACAAGACCUGGUUGGGCAGGACACCUUACCCAGGGAAAGCCCAGAUCUGCUGCUGCUCCUUAGGAUGCUGUCUCUAGGACAAGGUGCUUGGGACAUGAUUGACAGCCAAGUCUUCAAGGAACCAAAAAUGGAAGCUGAGUUGAUCACGAAGUUCUUGCCUAUGUUGAUGUCUUUUGUGGUGGACGACCACACGUUCAAUGUAGAUCAGAAACUGCCUUCAGAAGAGAAGGGGCCAAUUCCCUACCCCAGCGCGAUCCCUGAAGCUUUCACCAAAUUCUUGCAGGAGAACAGAAUAGCUUGUGAGAUUGGGCUAUAUUACAUCCUUCACAUCACUAAACAGAGGAACAAGAAUGCUUUCCUUAGACUUCUGCCGGCACUGGUUGAGACGUUCAGUGACUUGGCCUUCAGUGAUAUUUUUCUGCAUUUGCUCACUGGUAACCUCACACUGCUGGGUGAUGAAUUUGCAAUUGAGGAGUUCUGCACCAGUCUCUUUGAUGGCUUUUUUCUCACUGCAUGCUCAAGAAAGGAGAAUGUACAUAGACAUGUCCUAAGACUGCUGCUUCAUCUCCAUCAUAAAGUGGCUCCUGCCAAGUUAGAGUCUCUCCAGAAGGCUUUGGAACCCACCAAGCAGAGUGGAGAAGCUGUGAAGGAGCUUUAUAACCAGCUCACUGAGAAACUGGAGCUUCGCAAGCCUAGUCCAGCUGAAGUGACUGAGACUCCCUCCAUGGAACUGCCCUUGCCCACUGUUCCUACACCAGCCUCACGCUGAGCUCUGGCUGUAGUGCAAGAGUGAGACAGAAGAACUAACCUAGUGCCCUGCAUCUUGAAGGCAUUGCAUGCCUUGUCAAGCGUCUCUGCCUACAGGGUGGAAACUUAAAAAAAAAAAAAAAAAAAAAAAAAAAGCCACUGAGGCUCUCUCAGACACUUCAGAUUGCCCUGCUCACUGGCUCUGGCCAGAUAGAAAACUUUGUAUGCAGUGCAUUGCAAAGGUUUACUUUUCUUAAAGAUAGCUGAGUGUCUUCUUGUAGAUCCACUUAAAUCUGACUGUACGUUUCUUUUUCCGAAAAGAAAAGACAUAUUUUUAA
Molecule: messenger RNA, 2080 nt
Organism: Rhea pennata
Lineage: Eukaryota; Metazoa; Chordata; Aves; Rheiformes; Rheidae
Gene: NELFB
Product: negative elongation factor complex member B
Exons: 13
Coding region: 31-1764 (577 amino acids)
Biological process (GO): negative regulation of transcription elongation by RNA polymerase II
Cellular component (GO): nucleus; NELF complex
Source: RefSeq, a predicted model, not a curated record